AUGGCCGAAACCGAAGCUUCCCUCGCGCUCACGGCCGUCAAGGUCGAGGCCUUGGUGGUGUUGAAAAUCAUCAAGCACUGCUCCCAGACCUUCCCGACCACAGCGACCGGCUCGAUCGUCGGUAUGGACGUCGACAGCACCCUGGAAAUCACCAACUCGUUCCCUUUCCCGGUCGUCGAGUUGCCCGCCGAAUCGCACUUUGACAACGCCGCCCCGAAUCCAGCGGCCGCCGCUCCCCGCGCCAAGGGGAACACCGCGUACCAGACGGAGAUGAUCCGCAUGCUGCGGGAGGUUAACGUCGAUGCGAACAAUGUCGGAUGGUACACCAGCGCCAACAUGGGCAACUUUGUCAAUAUGAACGUGAUCGAGAACCAGUUCUUCUACCAGAAGGAGAUGAACGAGCGGACAGUAGCGCUAGUGCACGACGUCAGCCGCAGCUCGCAGGGCAGUUUGAGUCUGCGGGCUUUCCGGCUCUCGGAAAAGUUCAUGGCCGCAUUCCGGGAGAACAAGUUCAAUGCUGAGGAGUUGCAAAAGUCCAACCUUCGCCACCAGGAUAUCUUCGAUGAGCUGCCCGUGGAGAUCCACAACUCGCACCUGAUCACUUCCUUCCUCCACCAGCUGCAGGGCCCCAUCACAUCGGGUCCGACGGACCUACCGCCCUCGCUGAGCGCACUCGAGUCCAGCCCGUUCGCCAAAUCCUCCAUCCUCACCCCCAACUUUGAGAACCUGUCCCUCAGCAUCGACCCGUUCCUCGAGAAGAACUGCGACCUCCUGCUGGACAGCAUCGAGGCGCACAACACCGAGACCAACAACUUCCAGUACUACCAGCGCGUGCUGGGACGGGAGCAGCAGAAGAUCAACAACUGGAAGCAGAAGCGCAGCCAGGAGAACGCCACCCGCGCCGCGCUCAAGCAGCCGCUUCUGCCCGAGGACGAGUGGCAGCGUUUGUUCAAGCUCCCCACGGAGCCCAGCCGGCUGGAGAGCAUGCUCAACACCCGGCAGGUGGAGCAGUACGCGCGCCAGGUCGACAGCUUUGUCUCAUCGACCACGGGCAAGAUGUUUGCUGUCAAGGGCAACCUGCUGCCCGGCGAGACGGCCAAAUAA
Molecule: messenger RNA, 1104 nt
Organism: Penicillium lagena
Lineage: Eukaryota; Fungi; Ascomycota; Eurotiomycetes; Eurotiales; Aspergillaceae
Product: putative eukaryotic translation initiation factor 3 subunit EifCh
Exons: 4
Coding region: 1-1104 (367 amino acids)
Cellular component (GO): eukaryotic 43S preinitiation complex; cytosol; eukaryotic translation initiation factor 3 complex
Molecular function (GO): protein binding; metallopeptidase activity; translation initiation factor activity
Source: RefSeq, a predicted model, not a curated record